UAUAGCGUUAUAUUUUGUUAAGAAUAAUUUCGAUAUUAAUAGUCAUCAAUUUAAAUACAUACAAAUAUGUCAUAUAAUCCAUUAGAAUUAAACAUACGACAAGUUAAAGAAGAAGAAUAUGACUUUUUAAGUGAAAGAAUUUUCUUAUAAUGUAAAUGAAACAAAUAUGGAGCAAAACGUAGUUAAGGAAGAAAUCGAUAUCCACGAUGAUUUUGUUUGUAAUAUGAACGUUAAACAAGAAUUAAUAGACGAAGUGCCUGCUUUUCAAAAUGUAAUUGAUGGUAGUAAACAUCACAUUAAACGGGAAAUAAAUUAUGACCUGAAUCCAGUUCAAGUACUAGAAGAACCUAUGAUUGCAGAUGUAACAAAGGAAGACACCUUUCAUGAGGUUAAAAUAGAGCACGAUAACAUCGAAAACGAACAUUUACGCACAGGAGAAAAAUCGUUCAAAUGUGAUAUUUGUUUGAAAUCGUUUUCGAGUAGGAGUGGUUUCAGAAGACAUUCACUCACUCAUACUGGAAAAAAACCAAUCAAAUGUGAUAUUUGUUCCGUAUCGUUUUUAUGGAUGAGUGAAUUAAAAAGACAUUUACUCAUUCAUGGGCGAGAAAAACUAUUUAAAUGCCACUUAUGUGGGAAAUCGCUUAGUCAGAAAGGGGACUUCAAGAGACAUUUACAUGGACACACGGGAGAGAAGCCAUUCCGAUGUGAUAUUUGUUUGAAAACAUUUUCCGAAAAAAGAUAUUUAAAGGAUCAUUCAUUCAGUCACAGAGAAGUGAGAGAAAAGCCUUUUCAGUGUGAUAUUUGUUUGAAAUCUUUUCUGAGGAAAUGCCAACUCUUAACGCAUUCACGUAGUCACACAGGAGAAAAACCGUAUAAAUGUGAAAUUUGUUUUAAAUCAUUUGGAGAUAAAACUUAUUUAACCAAACAUUUACGUAACCAUCCAAGAGAGAAACCCAUAAUAUAAAUGAAUUUCAAAUUUGUACCAAAUAAAAGAAAAACUAUGAAUUUUAAA
This is a messenger RNA of Diorhabda carinulata, 1012 nucleotides long. RefSeq names its product zinc finger protein 782-like. The transcript has a single exon. The coding region runs from base 167 to 964 and encodes 265 amino acids. Gene Ontology annotation, cellular component: nucleus. Lineage: Eukaryota; Metazoa; Arthropoda; Insecta; Coleoptera; Chrysomelidae. Gene Ontology annotation, molecular function: RNA polymerase II cis-regulatory region sequence-specific DNA binding; DNA-binding transcription activator activity, RNA polymerase II-specific. The record is from RefSeq and is a predicted model, not a curated record. Gene Ontology annotation, biological process: regulation of transcription by RNA polymerase II.